Molecule: messenger RNA, 1846 nt
Organism: Diceros bicornis minor
Lineage: Eukaryota; Metazoa; Chordata; Mammalia; Perissodactyla; Rhinocerotidae
Gene: TUSC2
Product: tumor suppressor 2, mitochondrial calcium regulator
Exons: 3
Coding region: 237-599 (120 amino acids)
Biological process (GO): regulation of mitochondrial membrane potential; inflammatory response
Cellular component (GO): mitochondrion
Source: RefSeq, a predicted model, not a curated record
UCUAGCGUCCGAGGGCGGCUAUUGGUCCCGUGCCCGCGGACUGACGAGAGAAGCAGCCAAUCAGAGGGAAGGUCAUGCGGAAGCGGAAAUGAGGUUUCCGUGGAGACAGCGGAGCCUGCGGAAGGCGGCGGCCGUGGUGGCACCUGCGAGCCGAGGCCUGGGAAGGGCAUGGCGGCGCCGACGGUCCUGUGAGAGCGAAGCGGCCGCGGGGCCCGCCAUGCGCCGGCGGCCCUGACAUGGGCGCCAGCGGCUCCAAAGCUCGGGGCCUGUGGCCCUUCGCCUCGGCGGCGGGGGGCGGCGGUCCGGAGGCUGCGGUCGCUGAGCAAGCUUUGGUGCGGCCGCGAGGCCGAGUCGUGCCCCCCUUCGUAUUCACGCGCCGCGGCCCAGCCUGUUCCCCUCUCCCUCUGCACAGCUCCAUGUUCUAUGACGAGGAUGGGGAUCUGGCUCACGAGUUCUAUGAGGAGACAAUCGUCACCAAGAACGGGCAGAAGCGGGCCAAGCUGAGGCGGGUGCAUAAGAACUUGAUUCCUCAGGGCAUCGUGAAGCUGGAUCCCCCCCGCAUCCACGUGGAUUUCCCUGUGAUCCUCUAUGAGGUGUGAGCCUGGAGAGUGGCGGCAUAAGCACCUCCUGGCCCAGCAAGAAACCUCCAGGCUCAAGGUUUGGCUUCCAGUGAGGAACCUAGGCUGGGGCCACAACCCUGAAUAAACUCCAUUGGCCUGGAAUCUUCAGCUGUGAGCGGGGCAGUCCUGCAGUGUUGAUUGGGUGUUGGUUUGUAUCUGGACAAGAGGUGGCUGGUGGUUGGCAAGGGAUAAUGGUGGAGUUACCAGCCCACCUUCCCCAGCAGUCUCUACAAGGAGCAUGGCAGGGCAUAUACUGGUCAGGAAUGCCUGGUUCCUGUCCCCUUGCCUGGCCUGCUUUCUUCCAAGCUUGCCUAGGGCCCAGCCCUGGUAGGGGCUACAGCACUUUACAAGCAAGGUCUGCCUUCUUCCAGCCCUUGGGCUGUGGGAGCUGUACAGAAGUGGGAACUUCCUUUCCCUCACUUCCCUUACCCCUUCAUUGGAGCAUUUCAGCCGUUUGCUACCUCGAUUCCUCCUGUGUUGGACAGAGGCUGGGGACAGCACAAGCCUGAUUCUUCCUGCCCAUCUGUUCCCACCCCCAGAUAGAUGGACAGUUUGCUGGCUGUUAAUAAGAGUAGGACUGGUGUGGAAGGCUUUUCCCUUCACCCAGGGCUGGGCUGAUACCUUCCCACUGCAACUAGUUGUUGCCCUCCACCCCCACUGCCGGUUGAGAGGGCAUAAGAUGGGAAUGAGGAAGGGCUAUGGAUGCCUAUGCCUAGGGGGAGUUGCCUCAACCCACCUACUCUGUCUAAUCCCCUUUGCCUUUGCACCAGCCUCCCCACACACACACACACCCCAUUGGGAGGAGACCAUCCACUACCCUAUGGUGAGGAAGAGCACCCUAGGGCUGGUGCCAGUAGCUCUGAGGAGCCCACCAUCCCUUCCCCUACAGUAUACCCAUCCCUUCAGGAUCAGUCAAGGGAAAGUACUGGCGACCCUGGGUAGGGACAGAAAGGAGAAUAACCAUCAAAGGAAUACUUAAAAUGUGAAAGUUUGUAAAUAGUCUAGUUUAUGAUGUUGUUGGUGCAGAGUCUGAUUUCUACAUAGAAAUGACUAUGACUUUUUUUUUUUAAUUCCUUACUGUGCAAGCUCUGUGCUUCAAGAGUGUGGGAAAUGGCUUGGGGAGGGUGGCCCCCAAUCUAGGAAGGCUGUUGUUGUGUUUUUUGUUGUUUCAAUAAAAUUAUUUGUAGACCCUACAUACAAGAGUGGCAUGCUCUGAAGCUGUGACA